Passer montanus (Eurasian tree sparrow) is the source of this 1439-nucleotide messenger RNA. RefSeq names its product WD repeat domain 13 (gene WDR13). Gene Ontology annotation, cellular component: nucleus. The record is from RefSeq and is a predicted model, not a curated record. The coding region runs from base 16 to 1341 and encodes 441 amino acids. The transcript is spliced from 6 exons. Gene Ontology annotation, molecular function: protein binding; promoter-specific chromatin binding. Lineage: Eukaryota; Metazoa; Chordata; Aves; Passeriformes; Passeridae.
CCUAACCUGUUUCUCAUGUGUUCCUCACCUGUCUCACCUGUGCAGGUGUGCAGUGUGCUACAUCCCACAACUGCCACAGUUCUGCACACCUGGGGCUGGUUUUGGGUGGAAUUUCUCUGGUUUUGGGUGGAAUUAACCCCAUUUUUUACCUGUUUAUCCCUUGUCUCACCUGUCCCUUACCUGUGUCUCACCUGUCGCAGGUACGCGGCGUACCGCACGCCGCAGCUGCCGCAGUUCCGCACGCAGUACGUGCGGCGGCGCUCGCAGCUGCUGCGGGAGCGGGCGCAGGGCGGGCACCUGGCGGGCGAGGCGCGGCGCUGGUACCUGCGGCUGCGGGCGCGGCUCCUGGCGCAGCGCCAAUCUCAGGUGUCCUUGGUGGGGCCUCAGGGGGAUUUGGGGGGAGGGGUCUCCCCUUUCCCCCCAGUGCGGAAGGUGCAGUUUGCCCACGACGAGCGGCACCUGCUGGCGUGCUGCUCCCUGGACGGGACGCUGUCCGUGUGCCGCCUGGCCCCCGGGCCCCCGGCCGUGCUGCGGCGGCUCCGCGGCCACGGCGCCGGCGUCUCCGACUUUGCCUGGUCGCUGUCCAACGACGUGCUCGUGUCCGCCUCGCUGGACGGGACCCUGCGCCUCUGGGACCCCGGGGACGGGCGCUGCAUCCGCCGCGUGCCGGACCCCGAUGGGGCUGCGCUGCUGUGCUGCGCCUGUGCUGGGGAGGGGUGUCAUCUGAAAGGGUCUGGGUCCACGGGCAAGGCGGCUCGCGGCGGCACCGGGCGCCUCCCCGGGCGCGUCCUCGCCCUCUGCUUCGACGCCCCCGGGCGCGUCCUGUGGGCCGGGGACGACCGCGGCUCCGUGUCCUCGUUCCUGUGCGACCCCGGCACCGGCCGGCUGACCAAGGCCUCGCGGGUGCUGGUCCAGGCCGGCGGCUCCAUCACGUCGCUCUCGGCCCGGGCUUGGGCCAGCCGGGAGGCGCCGGAUCCAUCGCUGCUGGUGAACGCCUGCCCCGACCGUACCCCCAAACACAGGGUGGUGGAGGACGAGGGGGGCUCGGGCGCCCCGGGGCUGCGGCUCCGGCGCAGUUUCCCCACGCGGCACCGGGAGCAGCCCCUGAGGAGCUGCUUCUGCCCCCUGAUGUCCUUCCGGCAGGGAGCCUGCGUGGUGACGGGCAGCGAGGACGCCUCCGUGCACUUCUUCGACGUGGGGCGCGCGGCGCGGGCCACGGUGAACACGCUGCAGGGCCACGGGGCCGCCGUGCUGGCCGUGGCCUUCAACUGCGACGAGUCCCUGCUGGCCUCGGGGGACGCCGCCGGCACCGUCAUCGUCUGGCGGCGCCAGCACGCCUGAGGCGCCCCAGAUCGCCACGGAGAGCCCCCAGAUCUGCCUGGAAAUACCCCCAGAGCACCCCAAAAUACCCCAAAAACCAGCCCGAAAUGCCACGCGUG